Messenger RNA from Paramecium sonneborni, 1158 nucleotides. NCBI's taxonomy places the organism in Eukaryota, Ciliophora, Oligohymenophorea, Peniculida, Parameciidae. The record is from the annotation of a GenBank genome assembly.
AGAACUUCCCUUACUUUAAUAGAUUUUUUCCCUAACCCACUACUUUGGAUUAUUUUAGAAAUUAAUGAACAACGAAAUCAAUAUAAGAUAACUGCUUUACUACAAAAAAAUUAUUCGUAAAAAUACAACUUUAAUAUUCAUAGCUAUUACUUAAUCACAACGCAGUAUCACCCUUAUGUCCCAUUAGUUUAGUCAAGGUCGACUCUCUGUCCAUUCACAGGAAGAUUUAAGAUUAUCCACUAAUGUGACCAAUUCCACCAUUCUUCCUCAUAUUAAUCUUCGCUACAGCAGUGUCCAUUCAUCAGAGUCAAUUAAAUCUCAUCAUAAUGCAUUUAAUCCCUUUACUUAGAUACAAGUACCCUCCACUAAUCAAAUAGAGUUUUAUCAAUAAAAGCCAAAAAACAAUUUCUGAACUAAGGCAGCAGACCCAAUAAUUAAAGCAAGAAAUUUAAAUAAUAAUGGAAUAGCAUGAACAGCAAUUUUAAGAGCUCCAAUCCUAAUUACAACAAGGAAUUCAAAUCAAGUAUAAAUUAUUAAAAGAUGACAAUAUAAAUACAGUCAUGGAGUCUUAUCGUCUUAAAAAAGAGGUUGUGCGCUUAAUUAAAUCUAAAUCGUAGAUGCUAGAAGAAGCAAAUAAACUAAAAAAAAGAAUUACAGAACUUGAAUCAAUAUUAUAGUCCAUUAAACUUGAUCUAAAAUGAUUAAUUUUUAUAUAAUAAAUUUGUAAAUUAGUUGUUGGGAUGUAAGCAAGACCUUAUAAGGACAUCUCUAAUCUUAAUUGGAUUAGAUGGAUCAAUUGAUAUAGAUUUUAGAUAACAAAUACAUACUUUGGAAACAGCCCAAAAAAUUUACUUAAAUUCAUCCAAAAAUUAGUCAAAAUUUCCAAGAAUGGCUUUAUGAGUAAAGUCAAGUAUAUUUAUAAAAUUAAAUACCUUAAUAGAGUUUAUUGACAAAAGAUAGAAAUACUAAUUUGAUUUAGAAUAAACUGUUAUCUCUAUAAAAAAACAUUCUACAAAAUUGAAUUAGAUAAAUGUUAUAUUCUAUGAGUUUAACUCAUGCCUUAUUUAAAAGGUCUACUUUCACUUAUAUGCCUAACUAUUUAAAUAAGUUUUGUAAAAGCCCAUAUUCGAAAUCAAAUAAAUUUUCAACCAUUAUUGA